Molecule: messenger RNA, 823 nt
Organism: Daphnia pulex (common water flea)
Lineage: Eukaryota; Metazoa; Arthropoda; Branchiopoda; Diplostraca; Daphniidae
Product: transitional endoplasmic reticulum ATPase-like
Exons: 4
Coding region: 112-738 (208 amino acids)
Source: RefSeq, a predicted model, not a curated record
UCCUUCCGCUAGUCUGCAGAACACGUGUAGUCAGUUGUUCCGUCUGAUGUUGCUUUGAAUUGGCUUACGAUUUAUGUCGAACUGUUGCUGGGAUUGUGAAGUUUUAAAGUAAUGGACGAAUACUAUUUUGAAAGUGGAAAAUUGCCUAUGUCUAUUGCAAACAAACAAUUUGACCCUGUUUGGCUGACGGUUGAGAAUGAUCUUAAUGAGGAUGGUGUUGUUUAUUUGUCUAAGGAAGCAAUAGAUUCACUUGAGCUCUCCUCAGGAGACUCAGUUCUUAUUAAAGGAAAACAGAAUAAAGAGACAGUCAGUAUUCCACAUGCUGAUGAUGCCAUUAUUGAUUUCAACGAAAUUAGAAUGGACUCUAGUAUCAGAGACUACUUGCGUGUUAGCCUGGGUGAUAAAGUGUUAUUGUCUCCUGUGAAGUACAACAAGUUUGGCAAAAUCAUUCAUGCUUUGAAUGAAGACUAUGCGAUGAUUGCAAAAUCUGAUGUUAGUGAUGUAGAUGGGCUUGUGAAAGAACUACCAAAUUUGGAGCUGGGAGGUCCUUCGGGUGACACAUCUGAUGUGGAUAAAAAUGUUGAUGAAAAGAAACUUGUUCUAUUCAACAGCGUCGUCGUUCCAGUUCCAGACACGGUAUCAGAAUGCAUCGUUGAAGUGCAGUCUCAACGUGAAAAAGAAGAAAGACUUAUGAAACCUAAUUUCGAAGAAAUAAUGCGUUUUUGUGCGAUUAUUUAAAGUUUUUUUUUUUUUUUUUACUAAUUUACACUUUUUUGGCCCGAGUAACUACUUGAUGCGAGUAAACCAAGAUAAAUUUUAAAAA